Messenger RNA from Linum tenue, 414 nucleotides. The record is from the annotation of a GenBank genome assembly. Lineage: Eukaryota; Viridiplantae; Streptophyta; Magnoliopsida; Malpighiales; Linaceae.
AUGGAUCAGCUCGGAGUAGUCCACAGGAAACUGGUUGCUGCGGUGGGUUUGGCCACCACCAUCAUCAUCAUGAUCGUCAUAAUCAUGGCACCACCUUCGAGCGCAACCACGACUCACAUCACCAACAAGCUAAGCAGUGGGGUGCUGAGAGCGCAUUGCGCGUCCAGAAAGGACGAUCUUGGCAACCACACUCUCGCCUUCGAUGAAGGCUUCGGCUGGAGCUUCGGGGAAACGUUUGGGACGCUGUUCUGGUGCGACCUCGAAUCGGAAGGCUAUGGCCUUCAUUUCGACGCGUACGAUGGAGGGAACCCGUACAGGUUCAGUGAGCGGUGGGAGGUCCGUGACGAUGCGGUUCAUGGGAAGCAGGGGAGUUCUGGCGAGGAACUUGUUCUCGGCGUGUGGCUUCCAAUUUAA